This is a messenger RNA of Bacillus rossius redtenbacheri, 3990 nucleotides long. It is a transcript of the gene cv-2, whose product is annotated as BMP-binding endothelial regulator protein. Gene Ontology annotation, cellular component: extracellular region. Gene Ontology annotation, molecular function: BMP binding. Lineage: Eukaryota; Metazoa; Arthropoda; Insecta; Phasmatodea; Bacillidae. The record is from RefSeq and is a predicted model, not a curated record. Bases 222 to 2102 code for a protein of 626 amino acids. Gene Ontology annotation, biological process: positive regulation of BMP signaling pathway. The transcript is spliced from 12 exons.
CGCGGCCGGUCACUGCCUGCUCGGCCGCCGGCGAGACCAGGCUAGCUUGCGUGCGUGUGGGAGUGCGUCGCUGAGUCCCGUCCUCCGGGUCGCGUGCGCGUGUGGCCUCGUGGCGUGUGUUCGCCCCGACCGGCGGAAACCACUCCCUGGCGGAGGAAGAAAUUAAACAGUCAGGGGAUUUGCAGGAAACCAGCGCACAGGCGCUCCAGUCCCUGGUCGACAUGCUGCGUGCCGCGCUACUGGUUGCGUGCCUCGGCUGCGCAUGUGCAACCCUGUCUUUCCCCAACGGCAGCAACCAGGCGUGCACCAACGAAGGACAGGAUUGGUUGCUCAACAUGCCAUCGUCAUGCACCUACACCUGCAAGUGCAAGAACGGGGUGGUCCAGUGCGAGAAGGAGCAGUGUGUGACCGAGAAGGGCUGCUUCAUGCUGCAGGACACGGGCAAGGACUCGUGCUGCCGCGUCUGCAAGGGCUGCCUGGUGGACGGCGUGGCGCGCGCCAGCGACACGCAGUGGCAGGACCCCAAGGACCCGUGCCGCGUCAUGUCCUGCAAGGCGGGGGUCCUCACCGAGUCCAACCUGCAGUGCUACACGCCGUGCAGGAACCCCGUGUCUCCCGGGCCGGGCCAGUGCUGCGCCACGUGUCCAGGAUGCUGGAUCAACGGCCAGGACCUGCGGAAAGGACACGAGGUGACCAUCACGGAGGACCCGUGCGUGAAGUGCCGCUGCGAGCAGGGUCGCACCGCGUGCACCAAGCAGGCGUGCCCCGUUCUGCACUGCCCGGGCGACAAGGUGGUGACCCCGCCGGGCGAGUGCUGCCCGCAGUGCAACGGCAGCCGCCAGAGCCUGGAGCCGCCGAACGGCAAGUGCAUGGUCGGUUACAGGAUACACAGGGACGCUGCGAGCUUCCACGUGGACCAGUGCACGAGCUGCCGCUGCGCGAACGGCACGUCGCUGUGCCGGCGCACCACGUGCCCCGUGCUGGACUGCCCGCUGCGGGGCCAGGUGAAGACCCGCCACUGCUGCCCGCACUGCGACCAGCGCCUGGUGGAGGAGCUCCGGGCCACCUGCUCGCACGGCGGCCGCACCUACGAGGAAGGCGACCGGUGGAAGAUCAACCCGUGCCACUCGUGCACGUGUGUGGGCGGCCAGCCCAUCUGCUACAUGGAGCGCUGCCCGGCGCAGAACCAGCCCUGCCCGCCCAACCACCGCUGGGAGCAGGACCCGGGCCAGUGCUGCCCCCGCUGCGUCGAGAACGAUGGCGUGUGCACAGUUUUUGGUGAUCCACACUACAGAACGUUUGACGGCAAGUUCUACAGUUUUCAAGGCUCCUGCAAGUACCUGAUGGCCGGGGACUGCGAAGGACGCAGCUUCAACAUCCGUGUCACAAAUGACGCAAAGUCGACCAAAACGUCUUCGUGGACCAAAACUAUUUCUAUGAAAGUGGGGAGCGUGAAGGUCAACCUGCUGCAGAAGAUGCGCGUGAAGGUGAACGGCAAGAGGGUGGAGGCUCCCUACAGCCUGGACGGCCAGCUGACCAUCAACCGCACCGACGACAGCCUGCUGGUGCACACCAGCCUGGGCGUGAAGGUGCUCUGGGACGGGUCCAGCUUCCUCGAGGUGUCGGCGCCGACGUCCUACAAGGGCAAGCUGUGCGGCCUUUGCGGCAACUACAACGGCCUGCGGAAGGACGACUUCACGAGCCGGCACGGCAAGGUGGUGGCGAGCGCCGAGCGCUUCGGGCAGGCGUGGCGCGUGGGCGCCAAGAAGGCGUGUGGCCGCCGGCACGAGGACGCGCGGCCGGAGAGGCGCUGCGCGGACCGCUCCACGGGCCGCUUCAACCGCGACACCAAGCUGUGCAAGCGGCUGCGCAACUUCGCGCUGUUCGGGUCGUGCCACGGCCGCGUCAACCCGGCGCUCUACAUCGAGUCCUGCAUGGUGGACAUGUGCGAGUGCCCGAACGCCCGCUGCUACUGCGACUCGUUCACGGCGUACGCGCACGAGUGCCGGCGGCUGGGCGUGAAGCUGAGCGACGAGUGGCGGAGGGAGGCCAAGUGCCCGAGCGGCUGGGCGCGCGUCAGGCCGGCGCCCAGGUCUCGCUAGAGCCCGGCCGCGAGCCGCACUUGCUAGUCAUCUCCAGUCUCCUUUACCUUCUGCAGUAGUAUUGCGUUUGCUGACACGGACCAAGUUGGAAAAGGAUGUCGCAACACGCAACAUGUAUUGUGUCGUAAUUCUCCGUCUCCCAGUAUUCUGCUGUUGUUACAUUAUGUCUUUUGAGCUGGUUCUCAUGUGACAUAGAGGUAACUGACGUUUGCACGGAAGAAAUAUUUACAAUUGUAACAAUACUGUGUUGUUUUCGAAUAGUAUUGCCAUUAAUGUAAUUUUUAAAAUAUAUUUUUGUGCUGCAUUGAUUGCAUUAAAAAAAAUCUUAACUUAUUGACUGUUUACAACACGGUAGAGUGAAUACCACUCUUGUAAUGUAUAUUUCAUAGUAUCUAGUUUGAUAGUUGCAACUGGUGAUUAUUAUUAACUUUAAAAGAAAAAUACACCCACAGUUGUAGUUUAAAAAAACAUGACACUGUUUGCUUGAAUCAGUUUACUGUUACUGAAAAAAUGGUUGAGAAUGAAUUUCAAAGAUGUGACAUGGAAAUUCCACUCACAUGCAAUCACAAAACUUUACCAAAGAUAGUACAAUUGCCACGCUUAAUUGGAAUUAAAGCUUAUUGUUCACUGAUACGAAGAUCUGCUUGAUUAAUUUAUGUAAAAACUCUUUAUAGGCCUUGUUAAGUUAUGUUAAAAUGUUUGUGCACAUUGCAUUUGUAAAUAUGAGAACAAUUUAUAUUAAAUGCUUUAUGUAAUUAUUGUAGUUAGAUAUAUUUUAGCAAUUUGAUAGUUUAAUAAUAUAGAAUGUCUGAAUAGUUUCAUAACAAAGUAUAGUCACUUACUUAACUUAUGAAUAUGAAUUUGUGUACAUAGAGUUGAUAAUGGUAAUGUUGAAACUUAAAACACAAAGUGGCAAACUACUAUGCAUCGUAACCACAGUUACAUUUUAUUUUUGUACUAUAAUAUGAUUUAUUUACUUAAAACUUUUAUUUUCAUAGUAAUAAACACCUAAUUUCAUAUCGAAAUAAAAUUUUAAAUGUUGAUAUUGCAAAUAAAUUUGCAAAAAAAUUUUUUUGACAAUGUUUAUUUUUUGGUUACAUACAAGAAGCAGAAAUGUAAAUUAUGAAAACAAAUUAAAUUUGAUUUCAGGCCUACUGCACAUUUGUUUUUGCGAACUAGCACAGCAUAAUAUUUUUAAGAUAUAAAUAUAUAUUUCACUAAUACUUUCAACUUUCGGAGAUUUAUAUCAUACAGUUUUGUAAUGACUUGCUGUUAAAAAUUACUCGUGAGUCCCAUUUUUACUGAUUUUAUGUUUGCCAUUAUCAACAAUAAUUAACAUUCUCAUUUUACCACUCAACGAUCUCUUUAUCAAUGCAUUUAAAAAAUUAACAAAAGAGUUUUAAAUAUGAUGUAUACUAGUGUACAGAUUAGUGACAGAAUUUAGAUUUUUUUGUGCAUGCCUGAGAGAUGUAUAUUUUAAAGUUAUCUGUUCCUAUUUUUAUAUAUUAAAUACAGUUUCAGGUAUUAUGAGUAAAUAUUAUGUAAUAAUAUGAAUAAUUAAAUAAACAAUUUUUUUUAUUAUUCUAAGAUGCAUGCAAUGUGUUGUUUUUUGACCGGUGGUCAAAUGUAUAAUAAAUAAUAAUUUAUUUAAUUAUUGUUAUGAACAGAAAAGUAUUAUAGAAACAUAUUUUCUAAUUGAAUAUUAUUUUUCGAAAAAAAAAGUUUUUAUAGCCUACCUGCAUUUCUAAUAAUCAAUGCUAUGUUUCAUGCCAUAUUUGAACAACUAAAUCACAUCGAAGAUUGAUUUUGAAAUGUGUUUGAUAAAUUAAGACAAUGAUAAAACCAACACUGUAUAAUUAAAUAAAGUAUAUGUGUAAAAAAUUUGGAU